AUGACCCAAUGAUCUUCUGUCACCAUCAAGUCAGGAGGCACUCGGAACUUCAGCGCUUCUUCGGCCAGCCUCCUCCCAGGCUGCCAGCCUAGCUUCAGCUCUGUCUCUGUGUCCCAGGGCGAGAAGAGCUUUGGGGGCAGCUUUGGGGGUAGCUUCGGGACCAGGAGCCUCCACAGCUUUGGGGGUAACAAGAGAAUCUCCAUCAGUGGAGGCUAUCGCUGCAGCCGGGCUGGCGGUGGGGGCGCCAGCUAUGGGCUGGGUCUCGGAGGCAUGGGCUACAGAGCCGGGGGAGCCUUCAGGGGGUACAGAUUUGGAGGCGGGAUGAUGUCUGGCUCUGGGGGCAUGCAGGAGGUCACUGUCAACCAAAGCCUCCUGACUCCCCUCCACCUGGAGAUUGAUCCCUCCCUCCAGUGGGUGCGAAAGAAGGAAAAGGAGCAGAUCAAGACCCUCAACAACAAGUUUGCCUCCUUCAUUGACAAGGUGCGGUUCCUGGAGCAGCAGAAUAAGGUCCUGGAGACCAAAUGGAGCCUCCUGCAGGAGCAUAAAGCCACCAGGGCCAACAUCGAGCCCAUGUUUGAAGCCUACAUCAGCAGCCUGAGGCGGCAGCUGGACUGCCUGGGUGGCGAGCAGAUGCAGUUGGAGACGGAGUUGAAGAACAUGCAGGACGUGGUGGAAGACUUCAAGAACAAGUAUGAAGAAGAAAUCAACAGGCUCACAGUGGCGGAGAAUGAGUUUGUGGUGCUCAAGAAGGACGUGGAUGCUGCCUACAUGAACAAGGUGGAGCUGGAGGCCAAGGUGGAUGCCUUAAUGGAUGAAAUCAACUUCCUGAGAGCUUUCUACGAUGCGGAGCUGGCUCAGCUUCAGGCCCAGAUCUCCGACACGUCCAUGGUGCUGUCCAUGGACAACAACUGCAAGCUGGACCUGGACAGCAUCAUCUCUGAGGUCAAGGCCCAGUACGAGGACAUCGCCAACCGCAGCCAGGCUGAGGCCGAGUCCCGGUACCAGACCAAGUACGAGGAGCUGCAGCGGUCUGCUGGCCUCCAGCAUGGGGAUGGGGAUGACCUCCGCACCACCAAGAUGGAGAUCUCCGAACGGAACCGCAUGAUGCAGAGACUGCGCUCCGAGAUUGAUAACGUGAAGAAGCAGAGUGCCACGCUCCAGAACGCCAUUGCGGAUGCCGAGCAGCGCGGGGAGCUGGCCCUCAAGGAUGCCAAGCACAAGCUGGCCGAGCUGGAGGACGCUCUGCAGAAGGCCAAGCAGGACAUGGCCCGGCAGCUGCGCGAGUACCAGGAGCUCAUGAACGUCAAGCUGGCCCUGGACAUCGAGAUCGCCACCUACCGCAAGCUGCUGGAGGGCGAGGAGUGCAGACUCACUGGGGAAGGCGUCGGACCCCUGAACAUCUCCGUGGUCUCCUCCAGCGGGGGCACAGGCUACAGCUCGGGCGGCGGCCUCUGCCUGGCCGGAGGCGGCGGCUACAGCUGCAGCCUGGGCUACGGCUCCGGGGCCGGCUUCAGUUCUACCAGCAGCUCCAGCAUGCGCAUCAUCUCCAAGACGUCGUCCACCAAGAAGAGUUACAGGAGCUAAAGGGCCCCGCCCGCCUGGGCUGCCGCCCCCCUCAGGCGCUGCCCGAUCCCCAGCCCUAAGGCCUGCCACUUUGCUGAUGCCCCAUGGGCAAAAUCAACA
This is a messenger RNA of Neomonachus schauinslandi (Hawaiian monk seal), 1683 nucleotides long. Its product is annotated as keratin, type II cytoskeletal 5-like. Gene Ontology annotation, biological process: intermediate filament organization; keratinization. The record is from RefSeq and is a predicted model, not a curated record. Gene Ontology annotation, molecular function: structural constituent of skin epidermis. Lineage: Eukaryota; Metazoa; Chordata; Mammalia; Carnivora; Phocidae. Gene Ontology annotation, cellular component: keratin filament. The transcript is spliced from 9 exons.